Molecule: messenger RNA, 7483 nt
Organism: Bactrocera oleae (olive fruit fly)
Lineage: Eukaryota; Metazoa; Arthropoda; Insecta; Diptera; Tephritidae
Source: RefSeq, a predicted model, not a curated record
AUGGAGAGUCGAAGUCAAGGUGUAGAGUUUUUUUUCGGUUUCCUCGUUUGUCGUUCGUGUCGUUCGUUUGUCGUGCAAUUUCUCUAAAAAAUUUUCAUUUUCUCGUCUUGAGCGCAGAAAAAUAUAAAAUUUUCGCUUUUAAGAAUAAAUAAAAUUGUAAAAAAUAGGCAUAAGACUAAAGUGGACAGAAUGUGCUAUACGUGUAUAUAAGAACUGAGUAUUUUUCGCAAUUAUUUUCAUAUGAAAAUUGCUAGUGAAAAAUCGAAGAAUAAUUUCGGUCGUUGCCGCAGCAGUUGGUUAAGAAGAACGGAAAGGAAGAGAAGCAAAGGAACAUUAAAGAAAAAAGUUCACACAGUGGUAAAAAAGUAUAAAGAAAUGUGCGCAAUUGCCGACGAAAUAUAUUAAGGAAUUAUCAUAAAAUAUAGAAAACUACUUUAUAUUCCGGCCAAAUUAAUAGCCGAGUUUUGUGGAUACACAGAUUAAAAAUUAGCAGAGCGGUGGGUGAGUUUGAUAGCUUUUUUAAACAUUCUUGUCGAGCUUGUUGCCCUCUCUCGUAACUAAAAGUUUUCGGGGAAAUAACUUAAUACCACAUCCCUCUCAAAUUUUUUUAUGCGAACAUGAGCUAUAAUCAGAAGCCACCUGGUGCCGGCGGCAGCGGCAUGGGAGGAGGGAUACCGCCGAAUGGACCGAAUAAUCAGCAGGUUGCAAAAACUUUAGCCGGUAUACAACAGCAAAUGCAGAAUUUGGUUCAUGGCCAAAAUACGUUGCCGCAAUCAUCGCAGGCUGAGCUAAAUGUAUUUCUGCAACAACAACGUUUUCAAAAUAUGUUGAAGCAACAACAAUUAUUACAUUUUCAAAUGCAACAUCAACAGCAACAGCAGCACCAACAACAACAGCAACAUCAGCAAAAGGAUCGUGGCGGCGGUAGCGUAGGAAUUGGUGGUGGCGGAGGAGGCGGUGGUGAACCAUUAGCACUCACCAGGACUCCAGCCGCCGCUGAACUGCUAAAUAAAACUUUUCAACAACAUCAGCAACAACAACCGAAUGGUAGUGCUGGCGCACCUAAUGCUGCACUGAAUCAGUUCCAGCAGCAAUUGCAGGCGCUGCCAACAAAUAUCAUUCAACAAUUGCAAACAUUACAGUAUCAAAUGCAACAACAUCAGCAGCAGCAACAACAUCAGCACCAACAUCAACAACACCAACAGCAUCAACAACAGCAGCAACAUCCGGCACAAGCGGCGCAAGCUCAACACCAUCCAACUCAUCAACAACCGCCGCCACCAUCACCACAACAACAGCAGCAACCUCAACCCUUGUUGACGGCACAUCAACAGCAACAACUACAUGGACAAUUCCAACAACAACAACAAAAGGCACUCCAGCAAUUCCAACAGAGCUUACGUUAUUUCCCCACAGCUGCACCCACACAACCAUCAGCUGCACCCCAACCCACACCCAGUGGCAAUAAAGGUGGUAGCGGCGCUGCAUCAACACAGCCACCACCACAAGCUCCACUACCAACCACAGCAAUUGGUAAUCAAUUAAAAGCUCCAAAUUUGCCGCCUAGCACACAAAUCACACCGGUGCCAGGUAAUGUAGGUAUGAUACCCGGCAGUGUGGCGCAACAAGCUGCUAAAAACACUGCGAGUAGUGCUCCAGUAACCACGUCAACCACCGCUGCGAUCUCCAGCGGUGGAGGCGUUAACGCUACCCCAAGUGUCGGCACCAAACAGGCUCCAACGCCCUCCAUUUCAUUGCUACCGGCAAAAUCAGGCACGUCGACAGCAGCACCAACAGCCGCACAUCAACAAAACAAAUUCGGCGCUGGUAAAACAUCACCAGUUGUUAGUGCUAUACCACCACCAUUCCCCACUCACUUUCAGAAGCCGUCAGCUGUAUCGUCUAGUGGUAAUACUACAGCCACUACCAACAUAGCAUCAACGGCUAAAGCUGGUGGUUCAGUGCCUACUGGUUCGGCAGCUAUGUCAUCUAGUGCCUCAAUAACGACCGGAUCGAAUAAGGCACCACAGCAGUCCGUCAAUCCUGUACCGCUUACGAAACAAGCAACGUCAGCACCCUCGCCGUCGUCGGCUUCACAGUUGCCAGCAACGACUGGCGCACUAACGACUUCUCCGGCAUUAACUACCAUCACAGCACCAACCGCUGCAAACAGUGGUAUCUCAAGUGGUACAGAUCAAGCUACAGCAACACAGAAGGCUAUCAAUUCAAUACCGACCUCACCUGUGGCCACUGGUGCCAAUAUUACACCAUCUACAAAUGCCGAUAAGAAUGUUAAGUGUGCUACAACUGAAACGACCGAAGCAGUCAAAGGCGCAGAAAAGUCGAAUGAUGCGCCAGCAAAAGCUAAAGAGGAUCAAUCCUCAGCUUCAGUCACAGCAAAACCAUCUGUAGCAGAGACGAAAACCGAAAAGAUUGUUGAUAUUGUAGCUGCCAAAGAGACAAAUGCUGUUAUGUUGGCGGAUGCCAAAGCUAAGAAACUGACAGAAACGGACAGUGCGGUCGAAAAGUCAAAUGCUAUUGUGGAUAAUAAAGCGACCAUAGAUAGUGUAAGUGGCAUUACGGUUGGCAGUGAGAAGGUCAGCGAUAUGAAGAUAGAGCAGAGCAAGCUAAUUGUUGUAAAGGACCAAGACAGUAACGUCAAGACCGAGUCUAAGACUGAUCAGGGCAACAAAGGGGACGAGAAUAAGAGCGCGAAGAAAUUGGAGUUAUCUACAGAAACGACUAAUAAAGAUGAAAAAAGCCUACCUGCAACUAAGGAAACCGAAGAUACAAAGUCCGUCGAGAAAACCAAUAAAUCGCCAGCUUUAGCACCUAAAGAAGGUAAUGAAAAUGCUGAACCCAAAGUAGCGGCAACACCUCAAGAUACUGAAAAAACGGAUAACACCAAGAUAAAGCCUGAAUUGCCUGUAACUAAUUCAGAUAAUGUAGCCAAUAAACAAAUAAGCACAGAGAAGAAAGAAACUUCAAGUGCGAUAAAUGACUUUAAAACAGCGGUAGCUGCCGCAACAAUUGUGGACUCGAAACCUAAAGUCAACGCAGCUUCAAACGAGGUAGAUAAGCGUCAAUCAGGCAAUGCAAUUGUAAUCGCUGAGAAGCCUAGAGAAGAGAAAAUUAAAAAUACAAAGUCAGAAAAGGCAUCCACAACAGCUGCUCAAGCAACAACGUCGGCGGCCGAUCAAUCAACGCAGAGCAACAACGCCAGCAGCAAUAACAAUCAUGCCACUAUAAAGAGCACAAAAUCAAAAGCAGCCGAAGCUGCGCCAGAUUCGACGAAUAGCACUGUCAUCGACGCAACUAGUACACCAGUUAAGCGUUCAAGCCGUCAACCGAAAGCGGCAACAAAAUCAUCGGAGAAGGCAACGGUUGAAAAAACCGAAAAAGUAUCGAGCAGCAGUCGGCCGCGAAAAUCGAAGAACGGUGUUAGCAGCAGCAACAGUAACUCCGCCGUCGAUGCGCCCGCCACACCAAUAACACCCAAACCCGAGCAAGGGCCCAGCACCAGCGCUAGUGAUCGCAAAAGUUCUCGCCACCGUCUCAAAACUAUACCAUUUCAAAGUCCACUGCCUGAAUUGGCAUACAUCACAAAAUUGUCAGCCAGCGAAGCUUCCAAUUCACCAAAGCCCAUGUCCAUGGAAGACAAGUUGAUCGUUUUCUACAAAAAUGAAUAUAUGGCGGUGCGCAAUGCAGAAGGUACUUUCUACCUAUGUCAAACGAUGCAAAAUGUUUAUCGUACAUCACCACGCAUUAGCAUUCGUUGGCUAUCGGAAGAUCCGAAUAACAGUGGCAUUUAUAUACCUGAUUUCUAUGAUCACACCGACAUAGAGUGUGUGCUCACAACUGUCGAACUGAAACGAGUCGACAAGGGUCAUCUCAGUUUACCGAAAAAGGAGCAGGCACGCAUAGAGAGUAUACUCAAGAAAGCUAUCGAUGUAGAGAAAGGACUGGUACCAAGACCUGAACUCACAGAGGAGAAUCCCGAUGGGCUUGAUCUAUCACUGUACAAAGAUGAAUCUCAAAUUGAAAAGAAAUCUGCGACGGGCACAACUCCCACUGCUAUUCGAAAAUCUCGUCGCAGUGGUAAUAAUGAAAUAGGCACACCAACAACUGCCAAAUACAAUGCAAGCGCCUCCUCAUCAGCCACGUCUGCUACGAAGGGCCGCAAACGGGGUCGUGCAAAUAUCAUCAGCGAUGCUGCUGGUGAUAACGGUGUUAGAUCUUCGACAAAGAAAAGAAAAUUGGCCACCAAACGUAAAUCGAAAUCAAGGAAGUCGUCAACUACAGACGAGGAAAACGACAGCAGCGAUGAUUCUGAUGCAGAAUAUAAACCAAAUCAAAAGAAUACAGGAACAGCUUCAAAGGCGUCACCACGGGCACAGCGCUCACCAUUGGCAAAGGCUAGGGCGGCAUCGCCAAUUAGCUCGACGACAGCGCGAACUAAAAACCUGCCGGCAAAGUCGACUCCAACGGCAAGCAGUCGUGGUGAACGAGCGAACAAACGCAAAGCAGCCACAGAUGGCGCAGCACCUACGGAAAUUGCACCAACUCCAGCAAAGAAAACUGCCGGUGUUACAACAACAACUGUUGCUGCUGCUACUCCAGCAACUCCAGCAACACCAAAUGCCUCAAAAUCAACCAAUUCAAAAAGUAAAACAGCACAAGAUGGUACAACCGAAGCGGACAAUAGUAUUGCGUCGAUUACCAAGAAGGUCAACAGCAACAGCACUGUGGAAAUCACGAAUGUGGUUAGUAGCACAACAACUGCGGGCAACGCAACAACAUCAGAGCAAACCAUAGCUGCCACCUCAAGCAACAGUGGCGGCGGUGGCAAUGGCGGUAGUUCGAACAGUAAUCGGCCGACCAGAAGUCGGAAAUAGAAACUAUAAUUAGUUAGGAGAGAGUAAUUGUCAUUUAAGAAUAGUAGUGUUAUAAUGCAGUUAUCGCAUUCCCACAAAGAGAAGUAACAAUUUGAAUAAGCUCCGAAAAACACACACAGACACAUACUCAUACACGCUAUAGCAGCAGACACACCAGCAGCAUAAACAAAAACAUUUCUUUUUAAUGCGAAAUGGUGACAUUUAAGGCAUGGUGCAAGAUGUCAAUGCUAUCUGUGGCGUCGUUAAUCUGACCAUAUAGCAAAUCUAGCAAUAAAUUGAAACAGCAAAACGUUCGAACAAAGUGUACAUUAGUUUUAGAAUGUAUGUAAAAAAAAGAUAGGUAUAACACAACACAGUUAGCACUUCAGAUAGGACAUGAAGGGAGUGUAGAAUAGAUAUAUGCAUAAAACGAAAUGAUGUUGAUGUGUAUUACUUAUAUUUUUAUUAAAACUUUUCUUCCAUUAAAUGCUUAAUUAUGUGCUAUUUAGUAAGCAAAUACGUUUUUGACACUAAAAAAUAAUUAAACAAAAACAAAAAAAAGCGAACUACAGACUAAUUGCAGGUUUUUGUUAAUAUCAAAGCUGGACUUGCUUGGCAUUAAAAAACUUUUUUUUUUGUUUGUAUAAUUACAAGUGUUUCGACAAUUUAUACCGUUAACCACGUCACCUAUAUUUAUAUUAAUGAUUUUUUUGUAAGAAGUAUAUAUGUUAUGGUUAUUUGUAUAUUAGUUGUAUAUGUUUUAGUUUUUACUUUUAUGUUUAAAGCCACAGCAGAUUAGAUAAGCUAUUGGCAUGUAAAAAAAAUUAUCCAAUUUAUGCGGAGUUGCGCGUUGAAUGAACACCUUUCGUAUUGUUAGAUUGAUUGAAAGAAGAGAGCCAUUGACCCUAUAACUUGCAAUACGCAUAGUUCGCGAAUGUUAGUGGACCUUAAAAAAUACAUGUAAAUAAAUACUAAUUUUACGUACUUUUUACAGCGCUGCUUUCAAGUAAUGCCAGAAAAAAAGAGGCGCACAAACUACGCCAGCAGCAAAGCUAUUUACGAUAUGAGCGCUUCAUAUAUCUUUGUAUUAAAAUCUACUUUGAGUCAAGGCAUAACAAGUGCAGCGUUUUUAUAUUUCAAAUUUAUUAAAGCUAUUAUGAGUUACAGCAGAAAGAUUUGAAUUUCGUUGUAUUGAAAUAUAAUAAUUUCUGAUUUCCAUCGCUUAAAAGAACAAAUUGAAACAAAUAACAAAACCAUACUAUAUCAAAUAUAAAAAUAAAAAUAAAGAAUACUAAUAUGAGCAUAGUUGCAUUGCUAAUCAAGGGAAACACUGUUAGUAUGUUGAGGCAAUAUUUAAACGGCGAUUUAAUAUCAAAAUAAAGAACUUUAAAGUUAUGCAGGGACGAAAUUAAUAGUUAUAUGUGUAUGUUAAACUCAUUCCCAUUGAAAAAAUUGCACACAUUUAACAUAAAUAAAUGUUAAUCAGAGAUAGGAAAAAUGUAUAUUACAUUUUUCUUCGUUUCGGGUGCAAAUUAUUAUUGACUCUUGACUUGUAAAGCAAGCGUAUAGCUAUUAAAUAAACUGUAUAAAAACAGUUUUUCUAACAGAAAUGAAGCAUACAUUAAAAUUACAUAUUAAAACUAGCCAUUCAAAUAUCAGCAAAUUAUAUUGUAGAUUGUAAUGUUUUCGAAAUAUAUAUAUAUAUACAUAUGUAGUUCAUACAACAAUGCACCUAAAAUUUGUAUGAUAAAAAUGGCUAAGAGGACAAAAUAAUAUUAAUUUUAAUGCAAAAUGAUUUACAAAAAAAGUAUGAGACGAGAAUUUUUGACGUGUUGAAAAAUGCAUUUCUUUUGUAAGAAAUUCAUGCUAAUAGGCAGAAAAUAAAAAUAGGAAAAAUAUUAAACAAAAUAUAGAUAUUUAAACAUAAGUGAAACAUAUACAUACGCAUAAGGAAUAAAAUAGUUUUCCUUUUUAAUUAUUAGCAGUGCAGACACGCCCAUGUAAGUUUCAUUAAAUUAGGUUUUAGCAUACAAAGUUUCAAACGUAUACACAUAAAAUAUUUAAAAAAUUUAACAGUUUAUUAUAUACAUAUUUGGGGCAAUUCGUAACAAAACAAACACAAAAAAUACAUAUUAAUAAUAUGUAGACACACACAUAAAGUAGAUAUAAAUGCCGUUAGCAACCGCAAAUAUAUAUAUAUAUACAUGCAAUAAAAUAAUAUCAUAAGUUAUGUGGAAGUUUAAUCUACAAACACAUUAUGCAAAUAGAACAAGAAAUACAAAAAAAUAUAAAGGUAAAAUUGUCCAAAACCCCAAAAUUAACUGUAAAAUUACAUAAAUUCACAGGUAGCAUUGCAUUUUAGAUGCUUCUAAGUCAAACAACAGACGGAAGCUAAAAAAAAGUCAGUUGAGAGAAGCUUAGAAAUCAAGAUCAGUAAAAAUCAACAUCAUGUUGCAUGAUAGUAGACAGAUGACAAGUUUUGCAGUGAAGAAAUAAAUUUCAGUGAUGUUGGCCUCGGUACGACACUACACCAAAUGCGUCUCUUCUAACAUGCCUCUCUUAUAAAAAAAAUUCAAAAAAAAAAAAAUAAACAGACCAGCCGCAAUAAU